Molecule: messenger RNA, 6274 nt
Organism: Xiphophorus hellerii (green swordtail)
Lineage: Eukaryota; Metazoa; Chordata; Actinopteri; Cyprinodontiformes; Poeciliidae
Product: multiple epidermal growth factor-like domains protein 11
Exons: 25
Coding region: 232-3603 (1123 amino acids)
Cellular component (GO): membrane
Molecular function (GO): zinc ion binding; protein binding
Source: RefSeq, a predicted model, not a curated record
GCGGGGGUGAAUCCUCUUGGUCCGCCCGCUGAUCUUCGGCUCCGCCGCGCAGAGAAGCUGCAGCGGAUCUCAGACUCAAGUUGGAAACUGCAGCGAUGCUGAGGACUUUGGUGCCGCUUCAGGACCGACUUGUUCUGGGGAAAACCUUCACCUAGAGGAGCCGCCGCCCGCCGUCGUCAGACCCAACUUUGUUCUGGACCGAACCCGCUGCAGGACGGAGGGAGGAGGACGAUGGAGGUCAGCUUUUCUCCGCGCCUCACUCUGCUGUGCCUCGGCUUCGUCUCCGGGGUUCGAACCCUCAACCCCGACGACCCCAACGUGUGCAGCCACUGGGAGAGCUACGCGGUCACCGUGCAGGAAUCCUACGCCCAUCCCUUCGACCAGGUUUACUACACCCGCUGCACCGACAUCCUCAACUGGUUCAAAUGCACCAAACACAGGAUCAGCUAUAAGACGGCCUACAGGAGAGGCGUGAGGACGAUGUACCGCAGACGCUCGCAGUGCUGCCCCGGGUUCUACGAGACCGGAGAACUCUGCGUCCCGCUGUGUACGGAGGAGUGUGUCCACGGCCGGUGUGUUUCUCCGGAUACCUGCCAGUGUGAGCCGGGCUGGGGGGGGCUGGACUGCUCCAGCGGCUGUGAGAGCGACUUCUGGGGCCCCCACUGCACCAACCGCUGCCAGUGCCGCAACGGGGCCAAAUGCAACCCGAUAACGGGCGCCUGCGUCUGCACCGACGGCUUCCAGGGCUGGCGCUGCGAGGAGCACUGCCACCACAACCUCUACGGCAAAGACUGCAUGCAGGAGUGCCGCUGCCUCAACGGCGCCACCUGCCACCACCAGAGCGGGGAGUGCCUCUGCGCGCCCGGCUACACCGGCAGCUUCUGUGAGGAGCCCUGUCCUCCAGGUAAACACGGCUCCAUGUGCGAACAGCGCUGCUCCUGCCAGAACGGAGGAACCUGCCAUCACGUCACCGGGGAGUGCUGCUGCCCGCCCGGCUGGAUGGGUCCGGUGUGCGCCCAGCCGUGCCCCUUCGGCUGGUUUGGCAUCAACUGCUCCGAGGAGUGCACGUGUCGGAACGGAGGCCUGUGUGACCACAUCAGCGGCGUGUGUCAGUGCACCGCCGGCUACAUCGGAGAGAGGUGCCAGGAGGAAUGUCCCGUGGGAACGUACGGCCCGCAGUGCGCCCAUAAGUGUGACUGCCUGAACGGGGCCCGGUGCUACCACAUCAACGGGGCGUGUCUCUGCAACGAGGGCUUCAAGGGCCCCAGCUGCCAGGACCGCUUCUGCCCCGCCGGCCUCUACGGGCUGCUCUGCGAUAAGAUCUGCCCCUGCAAGGGCAACAACACGCUCAGCUGCCACCCGCUGUCGGGGGAGUGCACCUGCGCCGCCGGAUGGGCGGGGCUUUACUGCAACGAGACCUGCCCCGCUGGUUACUAUGGCAACGGCUGCAAGGAGCCGUGCAGCUGCGCCAACGGAGCCGACUGCGACGGCGUCAGCGGAGCCUGCGUCUGCGCGCCGGGCUUCAUCGGAGACGACUGCUCCAUCAGCUGUCCUCCGGGUCUGUACGGCUCCAACUGCUCCGCCGCAUGCUGCUGCCGCAACGAGGCGUCCUGCUCGCAUGUGGAUGGCUCCUGCAUCUGCAGAGAAGGCUGGCAGGGCGUGGACUGCUCCAUCCCCUGCUCCAGCGGCUCCUGGGGCUCCAGCUGCAACCAGACGUGUCAAUGCGCCAACGAGGCGGCCUGCGACCCCGUCAACGGCUCCUGCACCUGCUCACCGGGCUGGAGGGGCGAAUACUGCGACGUCCUCUGUCCCGACGGGUCCUACGGGUUGGACUGCAGGGAGAGAUGCGACUGUCUCCAUGCCGACGGCUGCGACCCACUGACAGGAACCUGCCGCUGCCUCGCAGGCUGGACCGGCGUCCACUGUGACAGCGUUUGCCCUGAGGGCCUCUGGGGGCCAAACUGCUCCUCCAGCUGCUCCUGUGAGAACGGAGGCUCCUGCGGCCCGGAGGACGGCGGCUGCGUUUGCGCUGCGGGAUACCGCGGCACCAACUGCAGGAGAACCUGCUCCCCAGGGUCCUACGGCCUGCGCUGCAGCCAGCCGUGUCCUCAGUGCGUCCACAGCGACGCGCCCUGCCACCACGUCACCGGACGCUGCGACUGCCUCAGCGGAUUCUUCGGCUCCCUCUGCAACCAAGUUUGCCCCAGUGGGAAGUUCGGCAAGGCCUGCGCCGAGGCCUGCGCCUGCACCAACAACGGCACCUGCAACCCGCUGGACGGCUCCUGCCAGUGCUACCCCGGCUGGAUCGGAGACGACUGCUCCAAACCGUGUCCUGCAGGGUCCUGGGGUCCAGACUGCCUCCAGCGGUGCAACUGUCACAACGGAGCCGAGUGCAGCGCCGCGGACGGAGAGUGUUCCUGCAGCCCCGGGUGGACCGGACUCUACUGCACGCAGCGCUGCCCGUCGGGUUUCUACGGCGCUCAGUGUUCGGAGGUUUGCCGCUGCCAGAACGGCGCCGACUGCGACCACAUCGGCGGCCGUUGCUCCUGCAGGACAGGCUUCAUCGGGCCCAGCUGUGAGCUCAAGUGUCCGUCAGGGACGUUUGGCUACGGCUGCCAGCAGCUCUGCGAGUGCAUGAACAACGCCACGUGCGACUACGUGACGGGAACCUGCUACUGCAGCAUCGGCUUUAAGGGCAUCCGCUGCGACCAGGCCGCCUUGAUGAUGGAGGAGCUGAACCCGUACACCAAGAUCAGCCCAGCGCUGGCGUCGGAGCGGCAGUCGGCCGGCGCCGUGCUGGGCAUCGUCUUCCUGCUGCUGCUCAUCAUGGCCAUGCUGGUUCUGGUGGUCUGGUUCCGGUACCGGUACCGGCAGCGGGAGAAAGGCCAGCAGGCGCCCAGCGUCAGCUACACCCCCGCCCUGCACAUCGGCUCCACCGACUACUCGCUGUCAGGGCUGCAGUGUGCAGGCCUGCUCUCCUCUGCAGACUCGUCUCCCAGCAGCAGCUCCGCCGCCGGCUGCUUCUCCAACCCCAGCUACCACACGCUGGGGCCGUGCGGCUACGCCGCGCACUACGCCAAGCCGGACAAGAAGAGCGCCGCCCAGAUGAAACCGAAGAAGAGAUUCAGGAACAGCGCUCCGGAGUGGGGCGCCUACUGCAACCUCACUGAUCUGGGAGUUUACUGCAUCGACCGGCGCCUCAGUUACCACCUGGAGCCGCCCUGCAGAGACUACAUGAAGGGCUCUCUGUCCAGCACCUGCUCCCUGAACAGCGAGAAUCCUUACGCCACCAUCAACGACCAGCCGGCGCUCUGCAAGCACGCCGAGAGCAGCUACGUGGAGAUGAAGUCGCCGGUGCAUCGUGAGCACGCGACGCGCUGCUGCUCCGCCGCCAUCAGCGGCGGCGUUUCGCCCGCCAGGAACGUCUACGACAUCGAACCGACCGCCGGCGCCGCGCUGCUCCCCGGUUACCCUCAGAACCCGUAUGACCUGCCCAGGAACAGCCACAUCCCGAGCCACUACGACCUGCUGCCGGUCCGGCCCAGCCCGACCCGCAGCAUCACCCCGCCGCUGCCUGGCAGCCCCACCAGCUCGCUGCUCUGAGCCCAGCGCCCUCACUGGGACGCUCCCAGUUCCACCAGUUUAUUUCUUCGUCACUGUGUUUGAGCGUCGCAGCGUCUGAACUUGAUGAACAGAACUUCCUGCAGAGGGAAGAAGUGACGGAUCCGUCCAGAAGCGGGUCUGUUGUUCAAAGGAACUGAAGAACUGAAAGUUCCUGAACUGUUUCUCAGACAGGAAACUCGGCUCCUGACUAUGAAACCUCUUUGGGAACAUUUCUGCUAUUUUUACACAGUUUCUUAUUUCCUGCUGACAUUCAGAGAUCCAGCAGGAAUCAAAGUUUCUCUUUUCUAUGUUCUACAUAUAUCUGUUCUAGAUAUGGACUUCUGGAUAUUGUUGUGCUUUUCCCUUAUUGUGUUGAGCUUCAUUCUCCUGCAUGCCAAAGAAAGAUAGAAAAAUAUUCAGAAAAGACCGAUAGUUUUUUUUUACUGAUGUUUUGGUUAAUAAUCGCCAUGUGACUCAGCGUAGAAACACCUCCGACCUGAAGGAGGCGCUGCAGAGAAAACCCCUCCAGUUUCUCUCCUUCAGAAGUUGGAAAAAUCGUAGCGAAGAGUAGUUUCCAGAAAACUCUUCGCUCUCUUUUCAGACUGAUGAAACCGGUCCCGCUCCGGCCCUCUAGCGCCACCGUCAGGUUUCAGCCACACACUGGAUCUGAUCUACAGUUAACGCCGUUAGAUCAGAAUUCUGCAGAAUUUGCUGAGAUCCCAACCAAAAGUUCCAGGUCUGUAUCAUGGAGGACUUCAGGUCAAAGGUCAAGGUUCAAACCGGAAACAUGGAAAGUUCCUUCAGGUCAGGAGGGAAAAUCAGGUGGAACAGAAACGCUUGUAAAGUUAGACAAAGAUGAACAGAAAUAAUUUGGAUGAUUCAGCCUGACAGCAAAAAAUAUUACAGGCUAAAUAACCCAAAUUAUUGCAGUUAACUUUUGACUGAGCGGAUCCGGUCGCUGAUCCGGUCGCUGAUCCGGUCGGAUGGAGGAGUUGACGCUCCGUCUGGACUCACUUCUGACCGUGAGUUAAGAGACGAGAAAAUGAAAUCCUGAAUCCACCUGACCUGAGUUUUUCCACAUGAACUUUGUCCCUGUCACAUCCUGGACAAACGCAAAACCAUUUUUCUUGUUUCACUUUCAUGGCUGUGAAGGCAGCAGCUGUUAGCUCAAGGUGUUUUGGGUUUUUGAGGUAAAAUCUCCAGAGUUCUCCCUGUGAACAUUUUCUUUUUACUGUGUAUUUAACAGGGUAAACAUUUCCUCAUGCAUAGAAAACGUGCAUACAGGUUUCCAUACUUACAACUUGUGUCUUUCCCGUUGAUUUUUAUCAAAACUUUAGCUAAAAUCUUAUGAAUCUUCUAAAACCUCCACUACAACACCUUCUGCAGACAUGCAGUGAGGAAACCUUUGACCCUGCAGAUCAGCCUGAAAUCAGACUGGUUUGUUAAAACGCUUCAUGUCUAAGCAGUGAACAGAUUGGAUCUUUUUACUGACGAAUGUUUUCCAAACCUUCGUGAUCGAUUUUUAUCUCUAGCUAGCUCAGCAGUCAGUCAGUUGAUUGUAACAUCUGUAAACAAAAGACCAAAAAACGUAAUUGAGCGCAAAAAGAAGGAACCCGAGGACUCGGCCUUGAGGCAUCCCAAAACUAAUCAUCAGUUUAUCUGUGGAAAGGUGCAGAAGUUUACGUCUUAAUUUCAGCCGCGGCAAUAACAGAACAUGACAAUCAGAUGUAAAACUGCUAAUUUUGUGUUUUGAUUCCUUUUUUAGAAUAAUUUCCUGUUCUUGUUCAUCUCUGACAGAGAAAUGUUUGAAUAGAUGUACCAACUGCUUUCUUUUCCCCACUUCCUGACCUGAAUAAAGUCAGCCUGACUCAGGGGGGCGUGUCGUCAUCAUCAGUUAUGUUCAACAACCCUAACUUCUGCUUCUGAGCUUUUGCUACGACCUGUUAGCAAAAACACGUCGGACAUGUUGACUGAUGUGUUUCUCUUGCAAUUACAUCUUUAUUUAAAAAAUCGUGAAAUGGAACAAACAUGUCGCACAUCAUGUCCGAAAGUCUGCAGUAGCUCUGUGGGUCUUAGAGAAUAGACUUUAGGUGAGAGGAGCUGAAUCGUUGUGGAUAUAAAGCCGUUUCCAUGGUAACGGUUUGCAUUCCUACUCACUGCAUGACUUCAUGGCGGAGUUAUGAUGCCAUGACGUCACAGCUUCCAGCUAAAACACAAAAAAAAUCUGUGAAUUUGAAUGUAAAAUUUGGAUUUACAAUGUUAAAAGUACAUUUUAAAAUAUGCAACCGUCAUAAUGCCUGACCUGUUACCGAUCUGCCUGUUAGCUCGUUAGCCACUAGCCGAGUUCAAAAACUGUUCUGAGACUCCAUGAUGCAAAAACUACUGAAUAGUUUUUGCAAACACUGACAGAGAGUGAAUAAAUAAUUGAGUUGAUCAGCAGGUUUAUGACUGGUGCGCUUUAUUAAGAUAAACUGAUAACUUAUAUAGACACAAUUGUACAAUUCAUUGGUCUGUACAAAACAUAAAACCAUUCGAGUCGAGCCCACGCUUCGCCGUCACACUUGGCUGAAAUGACAUCAUUUCAUUCUGGUGUUUUCACUGAAAUUACAGUCAGUUACAGGAUUCAAUAUAGUAAAAAAAAAAAGAGUCAACACAGGUUUUUAAAAAACAA